Molecule: messenger RNA, 1180 nt
Organism: Owenia fusiformis
Lineage: Eukaryota; Metazoa; Annelida; Polychaeta; Sabellida; Oweniidae
Source: the annotation of a GenBank genome assembly
CGCACGAUCAAGUGUAUAUAUUCGUUAUCAACGAUAUCGUCGAACAAACGAAGUACUAUGAAGUAGUUCAAAUGGACCUCGUCUAGGAGUAAACAAAAUGUUUCUUAAUCGUAAGCCGAAAUGUGCAGUACUUCAAUGUGUACUCAUACUCACGAGUAUACUAUUUCUUGGAUUCGUUCUAAUCAAAUCGCAGUUCAAUCUUGCCUUGACGGAUAAAAACAUUCCGGCAAAGGAUAAGAUUGAAUUUGAAAAUAACGGACGCCAUUUGUACAAAAGAAGUGGACUUAGAUUUAACUUUGAAACAAAUAACUUGGACCUGAGGAUAAUAGUGAUAACCUAUAAUCGUCCCAUGUCACUGCUUCGAUGCCUUAACUCUCUAAAUGACGCUGAUUAUGUUGGUCAUCGGGUCAAGUUAGAUAUAUUCAUAGACCGAUCGUCGAAAUCUAAAAAAGUUGACCAAGAAACAUAUUCGAUUGCGAAGGCGUUUUCCUUUUUGCAUGGCGAGAAGACGGUGAAUGUUCACAAAAAGAACGUUGGGUUGUAUGGACAGUGGCUGGACACAUGGCGACCAACAGAAGACAAUAAAGAGAUUGCGAUUAUAUUGGAGGACGAUAUGACGGUCAGUCCAUACUUCUAUAAAUGGCUCCGAGCUGCGCAUGCGCACUAUGAUACAAGGGCUGAUGUGAGCGGUUAUGCUCUUGCUAACGUUUAUCAACUAGCAGCAGCGCCAGGUGGCAUUGUCGUUCCUCUCAAUUACACAGCAUAUAUGUAUACCGUCCUUGGAUCAUGGGGAUUUUCACCCCACAGGAACAGGUGGCAAGAAUUCCUUGUGUGGUAUGAUUCAGCGUCUACCAACGCAUCCUUUAACCCAUACGUGGAAGGCAUUCGUCACACGGAAUGGUAUAAAUCGUUUCAGAAGACUAACUCCGAAGGAUCGAUGUGGGAAAUGUGGCAUAUUUAUUUCAGCCAUAUACACAAGUUAUAUUGCGUAUUCCCAAAUUUACCCGAUCGUUACAUGUUCGGCCGAAACCACCAAGAGCCAGGACUACACUAUUCAGGCAACGUUAAAGUCGAUCAACUUGACAAACUUGUUUCAAAAUCUAACUGGAACCCCGAUAUUUUGAAAAUGCCCAAGAAUGCAAUCAAAGUAGAUUAUUAUGGUCGCAUAUCAUUCGGAUAA